UAGAAAGAGUUGCUGUUAAUGCUGCUAUGAUUCAUAGAGGGAAGCCCAUCGUAGUAGAUCUAAGGAAUUAGUGCCGCAAACGGCAUUGCUUUGUGGUCACGCAAAUUUUUGAGCUCCGACCAUCUACAAUCCUCGCGACGCGCCCUACUUUGUUUAGAAACUACCACCAUGCUUGUUGAACUCAACAAAUCGCAGUUUCAUUCCCGUGUAGAUCGGAUAUACUCUGGCUGGGGGAGCGCGAAUCAAAAUGAAGACUAUACCUCGGUAGCGGAUGCAGAUGCUCUUCUUCUACUGGCAGGGGAUCCAGCCGGUGAGGAUGAGCCUAUGAAAAAGGGUACUUGUUUUCAGCAAUGGCUUCUCGGCUACGAAUUUCCGUCAACGUUUCUCUUAUUCACGAAGAAAAAAUUAUGCAUAUUAUGCUCCGCCUCGAAGGCGAAAAUUCUUUCACAAAUCGAAGGUUCAAGUGGCAGCAUACAAGUCGAAAUCUUCCAUCAAGCUAAAGCCAAAGACCCACCGAACGAUGCUUUGCCUAAAUUUUUUGAGAUCUAUACUUCAAAGAAACGUGUUGGGAUAUUGUCGAAGGAAACCCACGUGGGCAAAUUAGUGUCAGAAUGGAACAAACUCGUCUCAGAGGCGUCGAGUAAACCUGAACUGGUGGACAUGUCUGUGGCAGUAUCUGCAUUCAUGGCACAAAAGGAUCAGGAGGAACUGAAAACCAUCCAAAUAGCGUCAAGCCUUACAUCUACCUUGCUCAAACACCAUGUUGGGCCACGACUAGAGACUAUCUUAGACAAGGAAAGCAAGAUUUCACACGAAAUGCUCGCUGCUCAGAUUGAGGGUCGAUUAGGGUCAGGUGAAGGUAGCAAUGCGAAGGGUCCUGACAUGAAAGUUUGGAAUAAAGGCAAGGGUCUGGAAAAGAUUGACUGGCAACUGGUUGAAUUUGCGUAUUCGCCCAUCAUCAUUUCGAGGUCAACCAAAACCGGCUAUGAUCUACGCUACACAGCUGAGUCUACGGAAGACAACAUCGCUCACAAGGGUGUCCUGCUAGUCGCCUUUGGUAUGCGUUACAAAAGUUAUUGCGCCAAUGUCGGUAGAACAUAUAUCGUUGAUCCAACACCAGAACAAGAGGCGCAGUACAGCCUGCUACUGUCUUUACAAGCAGAACUUCUCAAAUUAAUUACUGAUGGGGUCGCUGCCCGUGACGUCUACCAAUAUGCGUUAUCCUUUGUUAAGGAAAAGAAUCCCGAAUAUGAGAAGAACUUCGUAAAGAAUUUAGGUUUCGGGACUGGAGUGGAAUUCCGUGAUUCAACGUAUCUCCUAUCUCCUAAGAAUGGUCACAUUCUACGGGAAAAUAUGACGCUGAACGUUGGGCUCGGCUUUUCCGAUCUGUUAGAUAAAGAUGGUUCCAAGUAUGCUCUGCAUAUCGUAGACACUAUCAAGGUCGGCAAAAACGAGUCAUCUUUACUCACGGAAGGAAUGAAAUCAACUAAAGACUUCCUCUUUUUCCUGACUCCGGAAUCUGAAGACGAGAAGCCGAAAAAGCCAGAACGUAAAGCUCCUGUCCAACCCCGAGCGAAUGGCACUCCUGCAAAAUACGCCGUUGCUGGAAAGAUGCUUAGAAACAAUCGUCGGGCGGCGCAAGAUGAGGUCCACCAAACCGCAGCGGCUAGACUAGCUGAGCAUCAACGCGAGUUGCAUGAAAAGUUACAAGCUGAGGGACUCGCGAAAUACUCCGAGGGAGGUGGAGAAAAAGGCGGCAAGGAAGGUAAAGGAUGGAAAAAGUUUCAAAGCUAUAGAGGCGAAGGGGCAUUACCACCUGAAGUUGAUAGAUUGAGGAUACUCGUCGACCGCAAAGCGCUCUCUGUCAUUCUACCCAUCCACGGAUUCGCAGUCCCAUUCCAUAUCAACACCAUCAAAAACGCUGUCAAGAGCGAUGAAGGCGAGUUUACCUAUCUUCGAAUCAAUUUCCAAACCCCGGGACAGGUAGCCGGCAAGAAGGAAGAUACUCCUUUCGAAGACCCUGAUGCUACUUUUGUCCGUUCGAUAUCAUAUCGGACGACUGACGGCCACCGAUUUGAUUCCAUCAACAAGCAAAUCAACGAGCUGAAGAGAGACGUCAACAAGCGAGAGGCGCAAAAGAAGGAAAUGGCCGAUGUUGUUGAGCAAGAUUCGCUUAUCGAGCUGAAAGGCAGACGGCCAGUGAAGAUGCCAGAGGCAUUUAUCCGACCCGCUCCGGAUGGUAAGAGGCUUCCAGGUGAGGUUGAAAUUCACCAGAACGGUGUAAGAUACCAAUCUCCAAUGGGGCAGAAAGUCGGUGAGUAUCCUAUUUGCUUCUACAAUCCAAUGAGACUCAAUUUACUUGUUGUAGAUGUACUGUUCAGCAACAUAAAGCAUCUCUUCUUCCAGCCUUGUGAUCACGAGUUACUUGUCAUCGUCCAUAUGCACUUAAGGUCACCAAUCAUAGUCGGCAAGAAGAAGACAUUUGAUGUCCAAUUUUUCCGAGAAGCCACCGACGUGCAAUUUGAUGAGACUGGGAACCGAAAACGCAAGCACAGAUAUGGCGACGAAGAUGAAAUCGAGAUGGAACAGACAGAGCGGAAAAGAAGGCAAAUCCUGAACAAGGAAAUUAAAGCUUUCGCAGAAAAAAUUGCGGAGGCUGCCUCUGCCUCCAUCGGCGAGCCACUGGAACUUGACAUACCAUUUCGUGAACUGUCAUUCGAGGGUGUCCCCUUCCGUACUUCCGUUCGCUUGCAACCGACAACCGACUGUUUGAUACAUCUGACGGAUCCGCCAUUUUUGGUCGUGACGCUAUCGGAGAUUGAGAUUGCCUCACUGGAACGUGUGCAAUACAGUCUCAAGCAGUUUGAUUUAUGCUUAAUUUUCAAGGAUUUUACCAAACCCCCUCUACAUAUCAACUCUAUACAGAGCUCAUCAAUGGAUGAUGUGAAGAAUUGGCUGGACUCGGUAGAUAUUGCGAUGGCUGAGGGUCCAGUCAAUUUGAACUGGGGACCCAUUAUGAAGCAUAUCAAUGAAUCACCUUACGAAUUUUUCCAAGGUGGUGGGUGGUCGUUCUUAAGCGGGACGACAGGAGGAGCAGAAAGUGAUCUAUCCGACGCGCAAGAUUCAGAAUCUGAGUUUGAGGCAGAAUCUGACAGCUUCGAAGAAUCUGCGUCCAGCGACGAUGGAAGCCACUUUUCCGACGCCAGUGGCAGCGAAAGUGGAUCUGACUUUGGAGAAGGGUCUGAUAGCGACGCGGGUGAUGAUUGGGAUGAGCUGGAGCGGAAAGCAGCCAAAUCCGACCAGAAGCGUGCAGAUAUCAAGAAAAGUAGGGGGUCAGAUGAUGAUUCUGACGACGAUCGGACAAAGAAGAAGAAAGCUGCGCCUAAAGCCAACGGGAAGAAACCUGUCAAGAGCAAGCGGUAGCAGAGGGGUCUUUGCACAUCGUGUCAUAAUGUCUUUUAUCUGACCUCCGCAUUAUAUCUUGUUUUCUGUAUAUGUAGUAAAGCAUGUCGUUAUUAAUAUGUACCGUACCUCGUCGUUCCG
This is a messenger RNA of Lentinula edodes (shiitake mushroom), 3543 nucleotides long. Its product is annotated as FACT complex subunit SPT16. Gene Ontology annotation, biological process: positive regulation of transcription elongation by RNA polymerase II; transcription elongation by RNA polymerase II. Gene Ontology annotation, molecular function: nucleosome binding. Bases 169 to 3423 code for a protein of 1084 amino acids. The transcript has 16 exons. Gene Ontology annotation, cellular component: FACT complex. NCBI's taxonomy places the organism in Eukaryota, Fungi, Basidiomycota, Agaricomycetes, Agaricales, Omphalotaceae. The record is from RefSeq and is a predicted model, not a curated record.